AUGACAACAAGCCAACCAGAGAGCUACGUCCAGAAGCUCCAACGCAUAAGGACAGCAUGGUCUAGCAGCGUCUUUGUCCACGGUCGCGAAUAUCGAGCCCAUCUAUGGCGAGACUACCGCUUUCUCGAACAGUCGCGUGAGGAGGCCGCUGAGGUGGCUUGGAAGGCCAUCACCGGAGCCCCGGUGACGAACGCAACGACUCCAGGACAACAAGCUUACAAUCGUGGAUACGCGACGAGUCGAUAG
Molecule: messenger RNA, 246 nt
Organism: Dothidotthia symphoricarpi CBS 119687
Lineage: Eukaryota; Fungi; Ascomycota; Dothideomycetes; Pleosporales; Dothidotthiaceae
Exons: 2
Coding region: 1-246 (81 amino acids)
Source: RefSeq, a predicted model, not a curated record